AUGAGUUCCCCACCGCAAAAGCCUCAGUCGCCAGCACCUGAGGCAGUUUCGCUAAAGAAAAAGGCCCAGUCAUGUACGCCUGGUCCUGCAUCUCCGGUCACGGCAAAAUCCCCUACACCUGGUCCCGCGUCUCCAGGUACUGCAGUGCCUGGCCUUCUGUCUGGAGCCCAUUGGGCUGAUGUGGGACUUCCGGAGGAGAAUCCAGAGAAUGAUUGGGACUCAACUCUGGGGAGCGAUGUCGAGAGUUCUACCGCAUCGAUCAGUUCGAGCAUCCUGAAGUAUCGGAUGAUUAAUGGCCGUACCUAUCACAGUGACAGUGUGACAGACGGAGAGUAUUGCCAUCACAUGAUCACCCUUCUCUUGGACGGCGAGCUUUACUCGGCUCCUAUUACGGAAGACCCAAAGAACAUCCUCGAUAUCGGCACAGGCACCGGU
Messenger RNA from Sordaria macrospora k-hell, 435 nucleotides. The record is from the annotation of a RefSeq genome assembly. NCBI's taxonomy places the organism in Eukaryota, Fungi, Ascomycota, Sordariomycetes, Sordariales, Sordariaceae.